GUGUGGUGUUGUCCUGUUAGUCUGUCAGAAAUGUCUUCAUAUUCAGGGAUGUGUCACAUGUCUAACCUCCACCUGUGUGUCUGUCUUCUGUUUGCAGAGGAAGGCAUCAAUCAUGAGUGCAAGCUGUGUAACCAGAUGUUUGAUUCACCUGCCAAGCUGCUCUGCCACCUGAUCGAGCACAGCUUCGAAGGCAUGGGAGGAACCUUCAAGUGUCCCGUCUGCUUCACAGUGUUUGUGCAGGCCAACAAGCUCCAGCAGCACAUUUUUGCUGUGCAUGGCCAGGAGGACAAAAUCUAUGACUGCUCUCAGUGUCCACAGAAGUUCUUUUUUCAAACAGAGCUACAG
Messenger RNA from Austrofundulus limnaeus, 345 nucleotides. RefSeq names its product zinc finger protein 423. NCBI's taxonomy places the organism in Eukaryota, Metazoa, Chordata, Actinopteri, Cyprinodontiformes, Rivulidae. The record is from RefSeq and is a predicted model, not a curated record.